AUCUUACUGCUGCCUCUCCAUCCCCAACAAACCUCGUUGCAUGAGGGACUCGCUGUCCAACUCACUAGGGGGAAAUGAUUCCAGAUAUGCCACCGGUUCCUCUUGGCAUGCUCGAUCUCUCCCAGUGAUAUCGGAUCACCCCAACCAUUUACGAUCGCCCCCUCUCCGUCUCCUCGCAUCCGCGCGACACACUUAUACCCGCCAACCCACGGAUGCUUACUAUUGACAGAUUCGCUUUCCGACUGAAACCAGAUCGCUCAGGCAUCGCUUCUGCUUCCUGAGCAUCAGUCAUGUCCAUACUUCCAUCGGCCGCUUCAGCCGCAACAGCUUCAAUAACUGCUGCGCAGUCCCUGAACACCACUGCAUCGAUCGCCGCUCAUUCCUCACUGUCCUCGUCAUCGCGCGAACUCCUGUCGCUUCCGCUACGCGGACUCUCCCAGGCAGAGGCCUUUACAUUCUCUACCGUGCCUAAGCAAUUCGCCAAGCUAGUUGGGCUGCAGGAUAUGGCGACGCGAUUUUGGGGGGCAGCUUCUGGGACGGGGCUGGAGCCUGAAGCAGUACUGGCAACGCAGACAGCCGCUGAAGCUGUCAGAGACGGCGUGGUUGAUGCCGCUGCGCAGGCUGACUCUAGUCUCCAUUUCUCCGACAUCCUACAGGCCGUCAUGAAAUUUAGUGGUUUCUUCUCGUACCUGACGAGCCGGUGGUCUUUAACUUGCUUUACCGUGGCUCUUAUAUUGAAUAGAAUUACAAUAUAUGCCUCCACUAGAAGACACCUUAAUCUGGAUUGGACUAGGCGAUUGGCUCUGCGCAUCGUUCCUAUUGCCCUUUUCGUUACUCAAAUCUACGCACUUCUUCGGUCUAUCCGUUGUCAAACAUCCCCGGAAUACUCUACCAUACGCUAUGGCACGCCGGGUAAACGCUUGCUAUUCGAUCAUUCCGGCGGAGGGGGCUUCUUGCAUGCCCUAAGCUCCACCCUUUUACCUUGGGAAACAGACGAGCAGUCUUGCAGUGCAGUGCACAUGGGCCGUCCUGUAAAUGCCUCAGACAUAUCAUAUGGCUCUUUCCGACUGCUCUGGCCAGUUUUCAUCCGCCUCUGCCUCAGUCACUUUGUCGAAACCGUCUCCUGCGCUUUGCAGGGACGAGCAGUCGUCACAGAAGCUGGCAUGUCUAUUUUCGAACACUCGCUUGCCUUUGCAGAGGCAGAAUCUGUAAUCAGCCAGACUCUUGGUCUUGGUAUCUUUGGGUUGUCAAAGCAAAGCAGUGCGAAAGAUAUCGCUGGAGAGGGCGGGCAAUCUACCCUGCAUAUCCUGACCCGAACUCAAGCUUUGGAGCGAAUGAAUGUCACUCCCGAGUUAUUGCUGAUCGCGAUGAUCUCGUGUUGUAACAGUCUGACCUCUAAUGUUCUAGAUGUCAUUGGCAGACAAAGUCGUUACCGCUUGGUGAAUACUGCUUUUUGGGGCCUAUGCUUCAUGUCGGCUAUGGCGUGGGGCUUGUUCGGCGGUUCUCCAGUUGGAAGCGACAGUGUCGUUUUAAAAUUUCCGACUGUAUGCAUUGUGGGGUUCAUUCCUCACCUUCUCAUCCUGCUAGGAAUCAUCGCCUGUGUCUUCAUAUACGUGAUUGCCCUGUUAAUCACAGCCUUCUCGCUGCCUAUGCAGACAUCGGGCUCUUUGACACUUCGAGAAAGAUUUUCCCUUGCACAUGAGAAUAUGCAGGGCGCCAGUCAGAUUCAAAAUAUUCGUAUUAAUUGGCACGAGGACUUUUACAGCACGCUGCUAAGGAUCGGUUACACGGCUUUGACGGCUGCCAGCGAAGCAGUCUUUCUCAAUGAAGGAAGGCGGGUUUCCGCGCGCAGGAUGACUUGGUUGGAGCAGGAUAGGCUGGCCGAAAUAGAGUCUCAUCGCAAGCAGUCAUCUUGGAACCCCCGCAGUGAUCCCUCCGCGGAUAUGUGCUCUGAGAAUGGGGAGUUAGACUUCGAUAUCACCGAGUCAACCGUGGAAUGGGAGAGCGGAUACUCGCGCGAAAAGAAAAUUGAGAAGCCAAAGCCAGGCUCCAGGCCUGUUCGCCCGCAGAAUGAUGCAGGUGGUGUGGGUACCUUCAGGGGCGUGGUUCGCUGUUACCAUGGAUUUGCGUUCUUCCGAGGCAUCUUCUAUCUUGUCCUGAAGUGGGUUGCUUACGGCAUUGACAAGCUUCUCUCCCGGAUGGGCAUAACUGCCCGGCCACAGUGGUUGAAAUCCGCGGUAGGGUCACCAAAGGACUCACAGAAGAAGAGAAAGGGCAACCGCAUGGAUACUCUAGACUUUUGGAUUUUGACAGAUGAUGGAGCUUUAGAGCUACCCGACGACCAUGAAUUCGAUGUAGAAAGAGAGAUGCGAAAAAGAGAAAGAAACCAGGCCGCUGGCUGGGAGGAAUCCGAUGAACGCCGACUUGACGACAAACUCUACGGUUGGUGGAAAGUGGGAGGCUCAUGGGGCAAUCAGGACCAGAGCUCUGAUUACGCACCUUCUGUUGACGACUGGGAGGACACUACGAGUGUCAUAUCCAUGUCGACGACGACCGGCUCCGAGUGGGAAGGAUACGAAUCCGACGGUCGUCGCACUCCCACUCAAGACGACCCCUUUCCGGGUCGUUUCUCCCGAGAAAGUACUCCAGCUCAAGAACCGCUCGUGGAUAUCGGCGCCUUGGCACGACUGCUGGAUCCUCGCGAUCAAGAAAGCAGACACGAAGCGCGCAUAUUGUCUGCUCACCUGGCUGCUGGCCGUGAGGGUCGGAUAAUGACCCGUCGGCAGUUCCAAAAACAUGUUGAACGGGACCGAGCCCAAAUCCUGCUUAGCUCACGAUUAGCACAGCCCUCUACACAUGAGUCUACUAACGGCAAACGCAAGCCUACCUCUGAGGAAGAAGCCGAGCUUCUCGAAAACCUCAUCCUCUCGCGAAGAGCCGAGAUGCGGUCCGCUCCAAAUGCAGACGAGCAGACGUGGGAAUCGGGUGCCUCGGGUCUUGGACCCAGCGGGCCACCGUGCGUCAUUUGUCAGACUAACCCCCGUUCUAUCAUCACCUGGCCAUGUCGGUGUCUCUGUAUCUGCGAGGAUUGCCGUGUUAGUCUCGCCAUGAAUAACUUUGGAAACUGUGUGACAUGCCGCCAGGACGUUGCAGGUUAUGUCCGGUUAUGGGUCCCAUAAGUCUUGUUGUCUUUUCCGCAUCGGCCUCACGCUUGACAUAUCGAGGUCCUCAUUUAGCAACAUUAGCGUAAUUUGAAUGCAAAGCGAUAGAUAGAGUGAUUAAUUUACAUUGUACCAUCUAGGAUAAUA
Messenger RNA from Aspergillus vadensis CBS 113365, 3308 nucleotides. RefSeq names its product putative ubiquitin-protein ligase (Asi3). Bases 291 to 3179 code for a protein of 962 amino acids. Gene Ontology annotation, biological process: protein ubiquitination; ubiquitin-dependent protein catabolic process. Gene Ontology annotation, molecular function: ubiquitin protein ligase activity. Lineage: Eukaryota; Fungi; Ascomycota; Eurotiomycetes; Eurotiales; Aspergillaceae. The transcript has 2 exons. The record is from RefSeq and is a predicted model, not a curated record.